Molecule: messenger RNA, 402 nt
Organism: Baudoinia panamericana UAMH 10762
Lineage: Eukaryota; Fungi; Ascomycota; Dothideomycetes; Mycosphaerellales; Teratosphaeriaceae
Exons: 1
Coding region: 1-402 (133 amino acids)
Source: RefSeq, a predicted model, not a curated record
AUGUCCAUCGAACGGAAAUGCCAUGGUAGACUGGAGCACCAUCGUCGCCAAGUCGCCGACUACAGUGCCCUAGACGUCGAGAAAGCGCUAGAGGCAGUCAACUGGCUCGGCGGCGAGAAGAUGGAGGAAGUGGAGGAGUACGUCAGGAAGAGGGCUUGGAGGCGGGAGAAUGGGUAUGAGAGUGAUAGUGUGCAUGAGGAAGAUGAGGAGGAGAGGGAAAAGGAUGGAGACCGGGAUAAGAUUGAUGACUGGGAGGGAGAGGCUGAGGACGGCGACAGGUUCUUCCGGCUGGCUGUGUUCGGGGACUGGAGGAAGGGGGUUGUUAAAAGAGUGCGGGAGCAGUUUCGGUUGGCGGCGAGGAGGUUGGAGGCGAGGGGUGGCGUGAGGGCGGAGGGUGGGUGA